This is a messenger RNA of Staurois parvus, 2536 nucleotides long. NCBI's taxonomy places the organism in Eukaryota, Metazoa, Chordata, Amphibia, Anura, Ranidae. The record is from the annotation of a GenBank genome assembly.
GGAAAUAGUGGCUGCAGCUCAAGCACUUGCUGAUGAACGAAGAAGCCAGGCUGGCUCUAGUCCCAAUCCUGUCCAUUCCACCAUAAGUGGAAAGACAACUAAGCCAGUAAUUGAUGGCUCAGCUUUAAGAACUGAUGAGAGACAAAGACUAGCUCGGGAACGUAGGGAAAGAAAGAGAGAAGAUAAAUGCUGCCAAAGAAAAAGAAUUAAUUGAAAAAGAAAAGAAAGCUAAACUAAAGUACGAGAAACAUAUGGAGGAAAAGCAGAAGAAACUUGAAGAACAAAAACAAAAAGAUGAGCAUAAGAGGACAGCAGCUGAAGAAAAGCGAAAACAGAAGUUACAUGAAGAAAAGGAACGCAGGGAAGCAACCUUACGACGUACUCUUGAACGCAGUAGCCAGUUAGACCAGAGGCAGAAACGAUGGUCAUGGGGCGGGUCGGGAGACAUUGAUAAAUCCAGUGCCCCAAGAAGUGGUUCUCCCAGCUCUGUAGAUAAUAUAAUCAAAAAUACUUCCACUGAAUUGGCACAGGCAGAAGAUAAGAGUGGACCUAGUGCAAACAAGCGCUCCACUUCAGCAUGUAAUUUAAAGCAGGCAGACAGCGUCAUGAAUAAGCGAUUGUCCUCUUCAUCUGCCACUCUUCAAACUUCUUCAGAAAAAGGUGCAAAGCAGAGGAGUUCAUCAUUAAGCAGACUGAGUAACAAAACUCCUCUCAGUCCACAGCCCUUCUCGCCUAGGGUUUCCAACCAGGACAAUAAAGGUGGAGCAGCCCAGAAGAGAAGCUCUUCGCUCAGCAGGUUGAAUAACAAAAAAUCUUCUUCACUUGUAGAGGGUGUGAAGAAGGAAGAAAACACAGCUCAUCGCCCCCAGACCAGCCCUCUGGAUAGUAGUUUAAUCAGUCGCCUCCUCGCCCCCACUCAGUCUUCCCUAGCUAGGAGUAAGAGUGCUGCCACAUUAUCAGCUGAUGGAAAAGAUUUGCCAGAAUCUCACCUCUGUCCUCGUUCAGCUUCAGCCACUACCAUCAAUACCCCACCCUCCAUCUCUAAAGGUCCUAUGCGUAGCCGCAGCAUUGACAGACUGAAGUCGCCUCAAAGUGCAACCUCCGGUGCCAGCUCCUCUGAAUCUAGCCAGAAACCAGAGCAUGAAAAAUCAUCACCUCCUACUAUCGGGAAGCGCCCUCCGUCUCCUAAUUUGACACUAAGCAGACGAUCUCCUUCUCCAGCGAAUACUACAAAGCGAGCUUCUUCACCAACACUUGAAAAAAAGACCAGUAGUUCACAGACACAAAAGAACCGUCCUUCAUCGCCAAGUUUAUUGAAGCAGAGACCUCCUUCUCCCACAGUGGUUCACAAGCCAGUUCCCAUCCAGCGUCCCUCACUCACACCAACUGUCUUAAAUGCUACCAAAAAGAUUGCUGAUUCAGAAACCAAACCAAAGGAGAAAUCUGUAGAAGGAAUCAGCUUAGAGCCAAAAAGUGUACAGGCCUCAGAGAAGGAGACACCUGUUACAAAGACCAAAGAUGAAUCCAGUAAUAAGACUGCAUCAGGGAGUAAUACAGCUGAGGAAGCUGCCAAAAUCCUGGCUGAAAAGCGGCGUCUUGCUCGAGAGCAGCGAGAACGCCAGGAGAAAGAACGGAUUCAGAGACAACAGGAAGAAAAAGUAAGACAGGAAGAAAUGGCUCGCAAAGCUGAAGAGGAGAGACAGAGGCUGAAAGAGGAGGAAAAAUUACUAAAAGAAAGACGAAAACUAGAGAGAGAGGAAGAAGAAAGAAAAGCUCAAGAAGAAAAACUCCUCAGAGAACUAGAAGAACAGGAGAAAUUAGCAGAGCUUCAGCAACAGAAAGAAGAAGCUGAAGCCAGAGCUCUUGAGGAAGCUGAGAAGCAAAAGCAAGAGAGAGAAAAAAUCAUGCAGCAAAAUAUGCAAGAAAGACUUGAAAGAAAAAAGAGAAUUGAGAGGAGAUAAUGAAGAGAACCCGAAAAACAGACCAAGCUGAUGCCAAGAAUGAAGAGGAGGAUGAAGAAAAUUUCAGCCUGGAUAAAAACACACCUGGUAGCGUUAAUGACACUGAUUCAUGCGAUGAUGCAGAUGGUUCCCAGGAAAUGAGCGUUACACCAACUCCCUCCUCCCCAGAUUUUUUGUCUCAGGAUGCAGCAGUGGAGGGAAGGAAUGAAUUAUUUGUUAACGGUGAUAAUCCACACAUUGAUCAGAAGCUUAAUGGGCACUUUUCAGAUACGACGACCACUGUAUUCAGUCAGGUGACAAAUGAUGUUAAUCUGAGCCUAAAUCAGCCAUUUCCCAAUGAGGAUGACCAAAGAGAAGAACAUGUAACCAGUAUAAAUGGGAAGCCUUGUUCAUGGACAUUUGAAGAAAUAAUUGACCUGGAAAUCCAUUCCAAGACUAGUAGCUUGUCUGAGCCAAGCACUACAGACGGCUGCAAUCAGGACCUCAUAGAAUCUGCUACAAUUCCUCCAAAGUUGGCUUUUGAAGACGGACGCAUGAGUUCUUUGUCCAUGGCUAUUGAGACUGUGGCAGGUAUG